AUGGUACAGGGAAAGAAGCUCUCUUUAAUUGGUGUGCAGUGCUCUAUAGCACCUGCUGGAGGACAGGAGUUGGAAAAGGUUGUGUUCAGGGUGCGAGGAAUCUUUAAAGGGUCCCCGCUACAGGCACAGUUAGCCAAGCUGCAGAGGCAGUUACGCGUCAUGGAGGCUGAUCGGCAGACCUACAGAAUCCAGUCACAGGAACUUAUUCGCAGACAAAGGCUGGAGAUAGAGAAGCUGUGCAAGGAAUAUGAGGAGGUGCAGAAAAGCCUGCAUGCAGCCGAGAACCGGUCGUGCAAGCAGACCGACACCCGAGACACCCGGCAGAUCCGAGCUCUCCUGGACCGCUGCAACGAGCUCAACAAGCAGCUGCAGAGAGACCAGCUCAGUCAAGCAGAGCGAGAGCGAGAGAUACAGAGUAUGCAGAAGAGACUGGACGGUCUGAGAAAAUUACACACCCUUCCCCAUCAUAAGUUUCAAGCUCGCUACUGCCAAAAGGUCACUCGUACUCUGGAAAAUAAACUGAACCUGGCUCUCAUUCACUUCAACCAGCAGCUCGUGAAAAACAACCAGCUGAGAAAGGAGCUGGAGAUACUGCGCACGGACCAUGGCCAAUUCCAGCUGCUGAAACACAAACUGGAAAAGGUGCUUCAGGAAAUCCAUCGGGAGAUCGCUGAUGUCGGCUUGUCAACUGAAGCUUAUGAUGCCAGACACGAAGCCCAGAUGAGGUUGACGACGAUGAAGGAGAAGGCGGAGAAGGAGCUGGCGCAGUGCAGUGCUGAGAUGAAGGAGCUGGAGAGGCAGGUUGCACACGACCAGCGCCUUAAAGACUUCAUGAGUACCAAAUCCACCGAGAGGUCGAACCUGGAAGACUCGCUCAGCUACAGAUACGAAAUGAAGAAGCAGCGGAGGCCCAAUUUGGAGCCGGAAACAGUGGAGACUCAAGAGGAAGUUUUCAAGAGGCUCCAGAAGAUGACCGGAGAGGACGAUUUAGAAAUGCUCAUCACCAAAUUUAUCCAGGAUGAAGACAAGAACUUUGCUCUUUUUAAUUACGUGAACGAGCAAAACACACAGGCUGAGGCUUUGAAAGCUGAAAUCAAUAAGAUCGCAGACGAGAUGGAGAGCUUCCAGAUGGAGGCUCUGCAGCAGGAGCAGGAGCAUCACACCGCCCUCAGUCAGAUGGAGGAGCAGCGGAGAGACGCUGAAGCUCAGGCCCUGGAGUACGAGGCCCAGGCUAAAGAACUAACCAUCAUCCUGGAUCAGCUUAAAGCAGGAGUGAGUGCUGUGUUUGAUAAGCUCAGUUGCGACCGUGCAGCAGUGGACGAUUUCCUCGGUGCUUCAGCUGAAAUCACAGACUCCAACAUCAUGACAUACCUGAGGCUGGUGGAGAAGAAAACCAACGAGCUGCUGACCAUGCAGGCUUUCAUCAAAUCUAGGGAUGAGGAGAAGGAAUACGAUCUGAAAUUGGUGGGUCCAAUGCUGCUCGGACAAAGUAUAGAUAUACAGAAACAAGCUCCUGUCAUGCAGCCUGCUGUUUUAUGGGAUGACCAUGAUGCACACGAGUUGGCAAUCCCGCAUGAGGACGAACGACCUUUGACUAAGGAAGAAAUCCACCAGGGCGUGAUGAUGAAGGUAAGGACAUGUGUUUCAAUGCAGAUUCUUCAAAAGGACAAAGCAUUGCAUGCUGGGAUGAGCAAAGAGGCCAGGUCUGCGAAAGUCAGCGCUCUUUCCAGUCACAGAGAGGACACGCCCGAGCCCGCCCUCUGA
This is a messenger RNA of Neoarius graeffei (lesser salmon catfish), 1764 nucleotides long. RefSeq names its product outer dynein arm docking complex subunit 1 (gene odad1). Gene Ontology annotation, biological process: cilium movement; outer dynein arm assembly. Lineage: Eukaryota; Metazoa; Chordata; Actinopteri; Siluriformes; Ariidae. The transcript has 14 exons. The coding region runs from base 1 to 1764 and encodes 587 amino acids. The record is from RefSeq and is a predicted model, not a curated record. Gene Ontology annotation, cellular component: axoneme.